Amoebophrya sp. A25 is the source of this 265-nucleotide messenger RNA. The record is from the annotation of a GenBank genome assembly. Lineage: Eukaryota; Dinophyceae; Syndiniales; Amoebophryaceae.
CAGACAGUAACAGUGAGGACGACUACUGUGUACUAUGGGCCUCGCAACGUUUUCGGUCCUGAAACCUCUUCUACUUCCUCUUCUACCUCCUCAACGACGACUACCACUACUUCUUCGACCACGACCAUUAAGGCUCUUGGUUUGCUUUAGUUUUUUUAGUACUGUUAAGCUUAAUGUCAAGAAAUUUGUAAGUUUCACUGAUAUGAAGAAUGUACGGAAGUCCAUCUACCUCUAAGACACGACCGACAACGACGACUACGACAAC